CACAUUGUAAUAAAAUCUGUUUCGACCAAAAAAAAUUGUAAUAAAAUAUGUUCUUAGGAUUUUUAUAAAGGUUCAAUAUCUUCAUAAGAGAUUAUUUAAACACUGACAAAAUCCGACUAUUCAAGAAAGCGGGUUGAGUUCGAGACCUCCAACAAUUUCCCGCCAUGAUAAUCCUAUCCCGUCCUCCUCCUCUCUCCAGUCUCCCUCCAAACCCUAGAAUCGCAUCCCCUGCCCCCCACCGUUUCUCGUCCUCGAGCUCCAACCUCCUCCCCCCGCAGUGCCAAACCACCGAACGCGGCCACGAGUUCGAGACCGGCGGCACCUUCUACCGCCGAGAGAGCGCCGUCGGCCGCGACCUCGGCGUCCUCGCGGCCUCCCUGCACAAGCGAUCCAGCCCCCAACUGCGCGUCCUCGACGCCAUGUGCGGUUGCGGAAUCCGAUCCCUCAGGUACCUCCUCGAGGCCGACGCCGAGUUCGUGCUGGCGAACGAUGCGAACGAUGACUACAGGAGCGUGAUUGCGAGGAACUUGUCGAGGGUGAGCGAUGAGGGGAGGUGGCUGGUCUCCAGCAAUGAAGCGAAUCGGAUCAUGACGGAGUGUUAUCUGAAGAGGGAUUUUUAUGACUUGGUGGAUGUGGACUCUUUUGGGAGUGAAUCGUCCUAUUUGAGGUCGGCGAUGAACUGUCUGAAGUUAGGAGGGUUGCUUUAUGUCACGUCGACGGAUGGUUACUCCUCUGGUGGUCAUAGGCCUCAUCAUUCAUUAGCUGCAUACGGAGCAUAUGUGCGCCCUAUGCCAUAUUCAAAUGAGGUUGGUUUGCGGAUGCUUAUAGGUGGUGCAGUGCGUGAAGCUUCUGUUCUGGGAUAUCGUGUUACUCCACUUUUUUCUUAUUAUUCAUACCAUGGACCUGUCUUCCGUGUUAUGCUACGUCUAAACAGAGGAAAACUUCUUACUAAUAGGCAUUAUGAAUUUAUUAGCUACUGCACCAAGUGUGGACACUCCCAAUCAUAUUCGUGGGAUGAACUUAGUAAAUUAAGUUGCACCUGCAAUAAGGAGGGAGGGUCGCUUGUUGUGUCCGGGCCUCUCUGGACUGGACCUCUGCAUAGUGCAUCCUACCUCACAGAAAUGUCAAAUAUGGCUGAGCAAUUGGGAUGGAUGGGCAAUGGCACAGGAACUGACCUUCAAAAACUUUUGCAGCUGAUGGUGGAUGAGAGUGACCCUAAGCUACCAUUUGGUUACAUCAAAUUGGAUGAGGUUGCCAGCCGUGCCAAAAUCAACUCCCCUCCACUUAGGACCAUGAUGAGUGCCUUGCAGAAGGAGGGAUAUGCAGUUAGUAGGUCACACAUUGCAACCAAUGCCAUUAAGACAGACUGUCCUAUGGCUACAUGCAUUAGAAUUGCCAAGGAGGUUUAACACUGUUAAUUAAUCAUGGUGCGGAGCUGCAGUGCCUGCGACGCUUAAGAGUGCACCCAUUUCGGAAGCAUCAGUGAAGAAGCAACCUUUACUUAACGAUCGAACUUAGGCAGUGGAAAGCAGACCCUCAAAUGCAUAGGAGCAGUCCCUGAUCUAGUAGCUGAUAACAUUAAUUUGGAGCCAUUACAC
Molecule: messenger RNA, 1598 nt
Organism: Rhodamnia argentea
Lineage: Eukaryota; Viridiplantae; Streptophyta; Magnoliopsida; Myrtales; Myrtaceae
Product: tRNA (guanine(26)-N(2))-dimethyltransferase
Exons: 7
Coding region: 165-1409 (414 amino acids)
Biological process (GO): tRNA N2-guanine methylation
Cellular component (GO): nucleus
Molecular function (GO): RNA binding
Source: RefSeq, a predicted model, not a curated record